UCGGUGGUUGGUAGAUGCUAAAGCUGCAAUUAUUAUAUUAGAUCAGCAAUCAGCAGGGACGCAUCAAAUUCGACCUCUACCUCGGACUUCUACUUCAUCUGUAAACUGAGUUUCCAUUUCCUCAAUCCCCUUCUCAAAGGUUUCAUUGAUCAGAUUCUUGCUUUGGGUUUCUGUUCUCUUACCUGAAACCAUGGACUUUAGCCAUUUAAAUCGCGGGCAAAUUACUCUGAUGGGAUCUGCAUUCUGUGUGAUGCUCACGAUGCAUUUCACGUUGCAGCUUCUGUCGCAGCAUCUUUUUUACUGGAAAAACCCAAAGGAGCAGAAAGCUAUACUAAUUAUUAUCCUUAUGGCUCCUAUUUAUGCUAUUGACUCCUUUGUGGGGUUAUUGGAUGUUCGAGGAAGCAAAGCGUUCUUCAUGUUUUUGGAAUCAGUCAAGGAAUGUUAUGAGGCUUUGGUGAUUGCUAAGUUCUUGGCAUUGAUGUAUAGUUACUUGAAUAUAUCUAUUAGCAAAAAUAUUGUGCCUGAUGAAAUCAAAGGAAGAGAGAUUCACCACUCAUUUCCAAUGACCCUUUUCCAGCCUCGAACAGUUAGGCUGAACCACCGCACACUAAAGCUUCUCAAGCAUUGGACAUGGCAAUUCGUCGUCAUCCGCCCUGUGUGUUCUAUCUUGAUGAUAAUAUUGCAGGUCCUUGGGGUUUAUCCUUCUUGGUUGAGCUGGACAUUCACUAUCAUCCUCAAUAUUUCUGUUUCAUUAGCAUUAUACUCUUUGGUAAUCUUUUACCAUGUUUUUGCAAAAGAGUUGGCACCUCACAAGCCACUUGCAAAGUUCAUGUGCAUCAAGGGGAUUGUUUUCUUCUGCUUUUGGCAGGGAGUGGUGCUGGACAUACUCGUUGCAAUGGGCAUCAUUCGAUCUCAUCAUUUCUGGUUGGAUGUGGAGCACCUUGAGGAAGCUCUUCAAAACGUGUUGGUGUGUCUAGAGAUGGUUGUUUUCUCUGUUCUCCAGCAGUACGCAUACCAUGUUGCACCUUAUAGUGGAGAAGUUGAAGCUAAGAUGAAGCUAGGCAAGAAAAAUGAAUGAUAUUUUGAUGCCUAGGUGUAAUUGGGAGACAAUAUAUAUUCACAUAAUGCUUAUACUCUGUUGUAUCAUCACUUUUGUCUAUCAAACAUGAAAUUUGAGCUGCAAGAGAAAACAUUUCUAUUGAGGAA
This is a messenger RNA of Theobroma cacao (cacao), 1206 nucleotides long. Its product is annotated as organic solute transporter ostalpha protein (DUF300). Lineage: Eukaryota; Viridiplantae; Streptophyta; Magnoliopsida; Malvales; Malvaceae. The record is from RefSeq and is a predicted model, not a curated record.